AUGUCAUGUGACCAGAGUCGGUUUGUUAGCAUUAUUAGGUCAUGUGACCAGAGUCGGUUCGUUUGCAUUAUUAGGUCAUGUGACCAGAGUCGGUUUGUUAGCAUUAUUAGGUCAUGUGACCAGAGUCUGUUUGUUAGCAUUAUUAUGCCACGUGACCAGAGUCGGUUCGUUAGCAUUAUUAUGUCACGUGACCAGAGUCGGUUCGUUAGCAUUAUUAUGUCACGUGACCAGAGUCGGUUCGUUAGCAUUAUUAGGUCACGUGACCAGAGUCGGUUCGUUAGCAUUAUUAGGUCACGUGACCAGAGUCGGUUCGUUAGCAUUAUUAGGUCAUGUGACCAGAGUCGGUUUGUUAGCAUUAUUAGGUCAUGUGACCAGAGUCGGUUCGUUAGCAUUAUUAUGUCAUGUGACCAGAGUCGGUUCGUUAGCAUUAUUAGGUCAUGUGACCAGAGUCGGUUCGUUAGCAUUAUUAUUUCAUGUGACCAGAGUCGGUUCGUUAGCAUUAUUAGGUCAUGUGACCAGAGUAGGUUCGUUAGCAUUAUUAGGUCAUGUGACCAGAGUCGGUUCGUUAGCAUUAUUAUUUCAUGUGACCAGAGUCGGUUCGUUAGCAUUAUUAGGUCAUGUGACCAGAGUCGGUUCGUUAGCAUUAUUAUUUCAUGUGACCAGAGUCGGUUCGUUAGCAUUAUUAGGUCAUGUGACCAGAGUCGGUUCGUUAGCAUUAUUAGGUCAUGUGACCAGAGUCGGUUCGUUAGCAUUAUUAGGUCAUGUGACCAGAGUCGGUUCGUUAGCAUUAUUAGGUCAUGUGACCAGAGUCGGUUCGUUAGCAUUAUUAGGUCAUGUGACCAGAGUCGGUUUGUUAGCAUUAUUAGCGUUUCUUUUCCUAGCGAAUUUCAUUUCUUUCUUUCAUAUUUUUCGUUCCUUUUUUUCCUCUCCAUUUCUUCCUUUUCUAUUUUCUCUAUUACCCCCUUCUCUCUUUUCUCUAUUACUGCCUUCUCUCUUUUCACUGUUUCUUCUUUCUCUCUAUUCUCAAUUACUUCCUUUUCUCUUUUCUCUAUUACUUCCUUUUCUCUUUUUUUUAUUACUUCCUUCUCUCUUUUUUUAUUACUUCCUUCUCUCUUUUCUCUAUUACUUCCUUCUCUCUUUUCUCUAUUACUUCCUUCUCUCUUUUUUUAUUACUUCCUUCUCUCUUUUUUGUUCUUUUUCUCUUUUCUCUAUUACUGCCUUCUCUCUUUCACUAUUGCGUCUCUUUUCUCUAUUACUUCCUUCUCUCUUUUUUAUUCUUCCUUCUCUCUUUUCUCUAUUACUGCCUUCUCUUUUUUUAUGUUUCUUCCUUCUCUUAUUCUCUCUUUUUUCCUUCUCUCUUUUUAUAGACUUCCUUUUCUCUUUUUCUCUAUUACUUCCUUCUCUCUUUUUGUUACUUUUUUCUCUCUUUUCUCUAUUACUGCCUUCUCUCUUUCUUUAUUACUUCCUUCUCUCUUUUCACUUGUUUCUUCCCUUCUCUCUAUUCUCUCUCUUUUUAUUCCUUACUUUUCCUUCUCUUUUUUUUACUUCCUUCUCUCUUUUCUCUAUUACUGCCUUCUCUCUUUUUUAUUACUUCCUUCUCUCUUUUUCUUUCAUUUUCUUCCUUCUCUCUUUUUUCUAUUACUUCCUUCUCUCUUUUUUAUUACUUCCUUCUCUCUCUUUUCUCUCUUUCUCUGCCUUCUCUCUUCCUUCUCUCUUUCUUUUCUAUUACUUCCUUCUCUCUUUUUUUUACUACCUUCUCUUUUUCUCUUUUUCUCUCUUUUUACUUCCUUCUCUCUUUUUUUAUUACUUCCUUCUCUCUUUUCUCUAUUACUUCCUUCUCUCUUUUUUUACUUCCUUCUCUUCUUUCUCUUUUCUCUUUUUCUCUAUUACUUCCUUCUCUCUUUUUUUACUUCCUUCUCUCUUUUCUCUAUUCUUUUCCUUCUCUCUUUCUCUCUUUUUUUGUUCCUUCUCUCUUUUUUAUUACUUCCUCUUUUUUUGUGCUUCUCUCUUUUCUAUUACUUCCUUCUCUCUUUUUUGUUACUUCCUUCUCUCUUUCUCUAUUACUUCCUUCUCUCUUUUCUCUGUUUCUUCCCUUCUCUCUUUUUUAUUACUUCCUUCUCUCUUUUCUCUGUUUUUUUCUUCUUUUCUUUUCUCUUUUCCUCUAUUACUUCCUUCUCUCUUUUUUUAUUCCUUCUCUCUUUUUCUAUUUCUUUUUCUCUAUUACUUCCUUCUCUCUUUUUAUUACUUCUCUCUCUCUCUUUUUUCUAUUCUGCCUUCUCUCUUUUUAUUACUUUUUCUCUUCCUUCUCUCUAUUCUCUAUUCCUUCUCUUCUCUCUUUUCUCUCUUUUUCUUCCUUCUCUCUUUUUCUGUUACCCUUCUCUCUUUUCUCUAUUACUGCCUUCUCUUUUUCACUGUUUCUUCCUUCUCUCUUUUCUCUAUUACUUCCUUCUCUCUUCUUCUUUUCUCUUUCCUUUUCUCUUUUCUCUAUUACUUCCUUCUCUCUUUUUUAUUACUUCCUUCUCUCUUUUCUCUCUUCCUUCUCUCUUUUUAUUACUUCCUUUUUCUCUUUUCUCUAUUACUGCCUUCUCUUUUUAUUACUUCCUUCUCUCUUUUCUCUAUUACUUUUCUCUCUUUUUCACUUUUUUUCUUCUUCUCUAUUACUUUUCUCUCUUUUUUAUUACUUCCUUCUCUCUUUCUCUAUUGCCUUCUCUCUUUUUUUGUACUUCCUUCUCUUUUUUCUCAUACUUCCUUCUCUUUUUUCUAUUAUUCCUUCUCUCUUUUUUAUUACUUCCUUCUCUCUUUUCUCUAUUACUUCCUUCUCUCUUUUUCUAUUACUUCCUUCUCUCUUUUCUAUUACUUCCUUCUCUUUUUUCUCUACUUCCUUCUCCUUUUCUCUUUUUUCUCUCUUUUUCAUUACUUCCUUCUCUCUUUUCUCUAUUACCUUCCUUCUCUUUUCUUCUCUUUUUUCUCUCUUUUUUAUUCUGCCUUCUCUCUUUUUCUCUAUUUUCUUCCUUCUCUCUUUUUAUUACUUCCUUCUCUUUUUUUCUUCCUACUUUGUACUUCUUCUCUUUUUUUAUUACUUCUCUCUCUCUUUUUCUUCCUUCUCUCUUUCUCUUUAUUGGCUCUCUUUUUUCUCUAUUACUUCCUUCUCUCUUUUUUAUUACUUCUUCUCUCUUUUUCUCUAUUCCUUCCUUCUCUCUCUUUUCUCUCUUUUCUUCCUUCUCUCUUUCUCUUUUAUUACCCUUCUCUCUUUUUUUUCUUCUUCUCUCUUUUCUCUAUUACUUCUUCUCUUUUUUACUUCUUCUUCUUUUCUCUAUUACUUCCUUCUCUCUUUUUUUCUUCCUUCUCUCUUUUCUUCCUUCUCUCUUUUCUUUUUUUUUUCUCUCUUUUUUCUAUUACUUCCUUCUCUCUUUUUUCUCUUUUUUAUUCUUUUCUCUCUUUUCUCUAUUCUUCUUUUACUUCCUUCUUCUCUCUUUUUUUUUCUUCCUUCUCUCUCUUUUUUUUUCUUUUUUCUCUCUCUUUUCUCUAUUACUUCCCCUUCUCUCUUUUUUGUACUUCCUUCUCUCUUUUUCUCUAUUACUUCCUUCUCUUUUUUCUAUUACUUCCUUCUCUCUUUUCUCUAUUACUUCCUUCUCUCUUUUCUCUAUUACUUCUUCUCUUUUUUUUUCUUCCUUCUUCUCUUUUCUCUAUUACUUCCUUCUCUCUUUUCUCUAUUACUUCCCUUCUCUCUUUUUCUAUUACUUCCUUCUCUUUUUCUCUACUGCCUUCUCUCUUUUGUUUCCUUUCUCUUUCUCUCAUUACUUCCUUCUCUCUUUUUACUUCCUUCUCUCUUUCUCUACUUCCUUCUUCUCUUUUUUACUUCCUUCUCUCUAUUCUCUCACUUCUCUCUUUUUUCCUGUUUCCUUCUCUCUUUUUUCCUUACUUCCUUCUCUCUUUUUCUAUUACUUCCUUCUCUCUUUUCUCUGUUUCUUCUCUUCUCUCUUUUCUCUUUUUUUACUUCCUUCUCUCUUUUUUUUUAUUACUUCCUUUUCUCUUUUCUAUUCUUCCUUCUCUCUUUUUUAUUACUUCCUUCUCUCUUUUCUCUAUUACUGCCUUCUCUCUUUUCAUUACUUUCUUCUCUUUUCUCUAUUCUCUCUCUUUUUUCCUUCUCUCUUUUUUCAUUACUUCCCCUUCUCUCUUUUUCUGUUUCUUCCUUCUCUCUUUUCAUUUUCUUCCUUCUCUCCUUUCUCUAUUACUUCCUUCUCUCUUUUUUUAUUACUUCCUUUCUCUUUUCUCUAUUUUUGUACUUCCUUCUCUCUUUUUUAUUCUUCCUUCUCUCUUUUUCUCUAUUACUGCCUUCUCUCUUUUUUUGUUUCUUCCUUCUCUCUAUUCUCUAUUACUUCCUUCUCUCUUUUUUCAUUACUUCCUUCUCUCUUUUCUCUAUUACUGCCUUCUCUCUUUUCACUGUUUCUUCCUUCUCUCUUUUCUCUAUUACUUCCUUCUCUCUUUUUUUAUUACUUCCUUCUCUCUUUUCUCUAUUACUGCCUUCUCUCUUUUUUUAUUACUUCCUUCUCUCUUUUCUCUAUUACUGCCUUCUCUCUUUUCACUGUUUCUUCCUUCUCUCUAUUCUCUAUUACUUCCUUCUCUCUUUUUUCAUUACUUCCUUCUCUCUUUUCUCUAUUAAUGCCUUCUCUUUUUCACUGUUUCUUCCUUCCUUCUCUCUUUUUUGUAUUCUCUAUUACUUCCUUCUCUCUUUUUUAUUACUUCCUUCUCUCUUUUCUAUUACCCUUCUCUCUUUUUCACUGUUUCUUCCUUCUCUCUAUUCUCUAUUACUUCCUUCUCUCUUUUUCAUUACUUCCUUCUCUCUUUCUCUUUUCCUUCUCUCUUUCACAUUUCUUCCUUCUCUCUAUUACCUCUAACCUUCCUUCUCUCUUUUUCUUCUACUUCCCUUCUCUCUUUUCUCUAUUACUGCCUUCUCUCUCUUUUCUACUGUUUCUUCCUUCUCUCUAUUCUCUAUUACUUCCUUCUCUCUUUUUUGUGCUUCUCUCUCUUUUCUCUAUUGCUGCCUUCUCUUUUUCACUGUUUCUUCCUUCUCUCUAUUCUCUAUUACUUCCUUCUCUUUUUCCUUCUUCCUUCUCUCUUUUUUUCUCUUACUGCCUUCUCUCUUUUCACUGUUUUUCUUCCUUCUCUCUAUUCUCUAUUACUUCCUUCUCUCUUUUUUUGUUUACUUCCUUCUCUCUUUUCUCUAUUACUACCUUCUCUCUUUUCCUGUUUCUUCCUUCUCUCUAUUCUCUAUUACUUCCUUCCUCUCUUUUUUUAUUACUGCCUUCUCUCUUCUCUCUUUUCUCUAUUACUUCCUUCUCUCUUUUUCACUUCUUUUUUCUUUCCUUCUCUUUUUUCUUGCUUCCUUCUCUCUUUUUAUUACUUCCUUCUCUCUUUCUCUAUUACUGCCUUCUCUCUUUUUUCUUCCUUCCUUCUCUCUUUUCUCUAUUACUGCCUUCUCUCUUUUCACUGUUUCUUCCUUUUUAUCUUCCUUCUCUAUUACUCCUCCUUCUCUCUUUUUUUCAUUUCUUCCUUCUCUUUCCUUCUCUAUUACUUCCUUCUCUUCUUUUCUCUGUUUCUUCCUUCUCUCUAUUCUCUAUUUCUUCCUUCUUUUUUUUUUAUUACUUCCUUCUCUCUUUUCUCUAUUACUGCCUUCUCUCUUUUCACUGUUUCUUCCUUCUCUCUAUUCUCUAUUACUUCCUUCUCUCUUUUUUCAUUACUUCCUUCUCUCUUUUCUCUAUUACUGCCUUCUCUCUUUUCACUGUUUCUUCCUUCUCUCUAUUCUCUAUUACUUCCUUCUCUCUUUUUUUAUUACUUCCUUCUCUCUUUUCUCUAUUACUGCCUUCUCUCUUUUCACUGUUUCUUCCUUCUCUCUAUUCUCUAUUACUUCCCUUCUCUCUUUUUUUGUUGGUUCCUUCUCUCUUUUCUCUAUUACUACCUUCUCUCUUUCACUGUUUCUUCCUUCUCUCUAUUCUCUAUUCCCUUCUUUUUUAUUACUUCCUUCUCUUUUUUCUCUAUUACUGCCUUCUCUCUUUUCACUGUUUCCUCCUUCUCUCUAUUCUCUAUUACUUCCUUCUCUCUUUUCACUGUUUCUUCCUUCUCUCUUUUUUUAUUACUUCCUUCUCUCUUUUCUCUAUUACUUCCUUCUCUCUUUUUUUAUUACUUCCUUUUCUCUUUUUUUAUUACUUCCUUUUCUCUUUUCUCUAUUACCUCCUUCUCUCUUUUCUCUAUUACUGCCUUCUCUCUUUUCACUGUUUCUUCCUUCUCUCUAUUCUCUAUUACUUCCUUCUCUCUUUUCACUAUUUCUUCCUUCUCUUUUUUUUAUUACUUCCUUUUUCUAUUCUCUAUUACUUCCUUCUCUUUUUUUAUUACCUUUUUCUUUUUUUAUUACUUCCUUUUCUUUUCUCUAUUACCUCCUUCUCUUUUUCUCUUAUACUGCCUUCUCUCUUUUCACUGUUUCUUCCUUCUCUCUAUUCUCUAUUACUUCCUUCUCUCUUUUCUCUAUUACUUCCUUCUCUCUUUUCCUUGUUUCUUCCUUAUCUCUUUUCUCUCUUAUUUUCUUUUCUCUUUUCUCUAUUUCUUCCUUCUUUACUUUUUCAUUUCUCCGCUUGCUUGACCUUUACAUUCUUCUUUUUCUAUCAUUUUUCGUUCAUUCUUUUCUUUCCUGCUUUCUUCAUUUCUUUCUUUUCUUUCUUCCUUUAUCGUUCGUCGCGUUCGUCUUUUUUCUUACCAUAUUUCCUUCCUUCCUUCCUUCCUUCCUUCCUUCCUUCCUUCCUUCCUUCCUUCCUAUCAUUCCCUUCCUUCCUUCCUUCCUUCCUUCCUUCCUAUCCUUCCCUUCCUUCCUUCCCUUCCUUGCUUCCUUCCUUAGUUCAUUCGUUUCUUUGUGCUCUCUUUUAUUCUUUCCUUCAUUUCUUCUGUCGAUUCUUUUUUUCAUUUGUCGUUUUCAUUCCUUAUUUCCUUUAUUUUCUUUAUUUUUGCAUUCUUUAUGUUCUUUCUUUCUCUUUUUUCUUUCUUUUUUCCCCUUUCUUUUGA
Acanthosepion pharaonis is the source of this 7053-nucleotide messenger RNA. The record is from the annotation of a GenBank genome assembly. Lineage: Eukaryota; Metazoa; Mollusca; Cephalopoda; Sepiida; Sepiidae.